UUUUUCCCCUCUUAACGGAUAAGCUCUUCACCCUCCGGCACCCUCUCUUCUCCUCCUUAGAAGAAGAAAACUGAUGGCGGCUUCCUGUAAUCUUUUCCUACUCCCCUUCGCCAAGAGCCCUGCCUUCUCCUCCCUCCUCUCAUCUCGCCCUCACCUCCCAACCCCCUCCCGCCACUCCGUCGCCCUCUGCUCCGCCUCGCUCCCUCUCCGGCCGCCGUCCGCGGCGGGGCCGCUCGACCCUGCCGUCGCCGCCGUCAGCCCGGCCCUCCGGCAUGCGAACGUUUUCUUCUUCAGGUCGGGCUACAACGUCCAGAUCAUGGUGGAUGAGAAUGAGUCCGAGGAGGCCCUCCUGCGGCGGUUCCGGCGGGAGGUGUCGAGGGCCGGGGUGAUCCAGGAGUGCAAGCGGCGGAGGUUCUUCGAGAACAAACAGGAAGAGAAGAAGCGGAAGGCUCGUGAAGCUGGGCGAAGGAAUCGGAGGAGACGGUCAGGGCCAAGAUUCUUCUCGUCGUCAUCCUCGUCAUCAUCAUCAGCAGCAGCAGGUGGUGAUGCUGCUCGUAAAUUGCCUUCAGAGGAUGUAGAUGACAACUGGGAAAUGCCGGACGGCGACCUUCCUUACUGAAAGUUGGAAGCAUUUAUGCUCAGUUUUUUACAGAUGCAAUUUUUGUAUGAUCGAUUUGUAGUUCUAAUGAAUUGUACAGAUUGCUCUUCCCUUGAUAUCUGCAGCUUCAGUAGCAUGGAUGGUUGCACAACUUAUCAAGGGCCUUUGUUUGAAUUCUUAUAAAAUUUUUAUGAGGUUCAAGUCGGAGAGUUGUACUAAAAAUUGGUAGAAAUUGUGCUCUGAACAUUUAUAUUCUUUGCAAA
Molecule: messenger RNA, 861 nt
Organism: Elaeis guineensis (African oil palm)
Lineage: Eukaryota; Viridiplantae; Streptophyta; Magnoliopsida; Arecales; Arecaceae
Biological process (GO): translation
Cellular component (GO): ribosome
Molecular function (GO): structural constituent of ribosome
Source: RefSeq, a predicted model, not a curated record